AUGGAGGUAUAUGUUUCAAGACUUGCUUCUUUUCAGUCAUCUUCUCGAAAAAAACCAAAAUGGCCUCAUAGUUAUCCAACACCAAGAGAUUUAGCUGAUGCUGGAUUUUAUUAUGAUCCUCAUCCUUCUUCUAAUGAUAAUGUUUCGUGUUUUUUAUGUAAAAAAGCUUUGGAUGGUUGGGACGUAGAUGAUAAUCCUGUGAAAGAACAUUUUCAACAUUCUCGACAAUGUGGUUGGGCAAUUCUUAAAUAUACUAAAUUUUUGGGUGAAGAUGCUAUCUCUUUUACUGAUAAGGAGUUGCAAGAUGCUCGGGAAGCAACAUUUGGUUCUUGGUGGCCUCAUGAACAAAAAAGAGGAUGGUUUUCAAAAAUUAAGAAGAUGUCUCGGGCUGGAUUUUAUUAUAAUCCUACACCUGAUUCUAAUGAUAUGGUGAGUUGUAUUUAUUGUGGUCUUGGUCUUGAUGGUUGGGAGCCAAAAGAUGAUCCAAUGGAGGAACAUAAAAAACGAGCACCUUCAUGUUUAUUUUUUCAACAAUUAACAAUUACUAAAAUACCUGUUUCAGAGUUAAAAGUUUUUUCUAAUAAACUUGGUAAUGAUGCUGGUAUCCAAAAUAAUGAUGUGUUAAAUCCGUAUGGCCUAGAAACAUGUUUGAAAUCAAAGGUUAAGCUUCCUCUUACUAGAUCAAAAAUCCGGUCUAUUAAAAAACCUGUAAAAAAGUCUAAAGAUAAUGAUUUACAAUCUCGUUCAAAAGAAUCAUCGUUAACUUUUUACGAGGAAAAGCAUAAAAAUGCUCUUUGCAAUUCUUCUUCAGAUUUAAUUGUUGAUAAUGCGUUAUUUUCGGAUAAUCAAACAUUAGCUGAACAAGACAAAAAUGAUAAUGAUAACAAGUUUAUUGAUGUCAAUAGUUUCAGUCCUUUUAAUGGAAUGAGAAUGACUCGUUCACGUAUUAAUAGUUUUUCUAAUAAAUCGGAUAUUUUAUAUAUUGAGAAAGAGAUAACAAAGGCUUCUAAAUUGAAAAGUAGAAAAAGACGGUCUCAACAAAUUAAAAAGGAAAAUAAUUUAAACAAAAUGCCAGAGGGAAACAAUUAUAUGAAUAAUAUAAAUAUUAAUUCUACUGCAAUUAAAAAAUAUCGAGAUGAAAGUAUUAUAGAAAAUGAUAGACAAAAUGAUACAUUUAUAAAAUUAGAUGAACAUUUAGUUGGACCUGCUUUAGAAGUUACCGAAAGUGAUAUUUUUGAAGAUAUUCAUACUCAAGAAUUACAAAAUAAUUUUAUAGCUACUAAAACAAUUUUGAGCAAAAAUCAUAGAAAAGCUAGUUUUGUGAAAAGUAGUAAAUCAGUAAGAAAGUUAUCCUUAAAAAGAAAUAUAGAGUCAAAUUAUAAUGGAGAUAUUGAAAAAAAAAAUAUAUUAAACUUUGAGGAUUUAGAAGUUGAGAAAAGAAGUUGUUUAAGAUAUAAGAAAUCAUCUAGAAUUAAUACCCAGAUAAGUGAAUUAGCAAAAGACAGAAUAGCAUCUAUAGAAAAUUCUAGUACUAAAAAAAAGCCUAAACAGGUUCUUAAAAUAAACAACAUUGUUAAUCUUCAGAAAGGAUUAGAAAAUGUUUCUCAAAUAUCAGACUUAUCAGAAGUUACUUCUUUUCGUUUUAUCGAUAAAGAAAAUAUCUCUGAAGGAUUUAGUGAUCCUUUUAAAGAAGAAAAAGUAUCUGAUUUUGUUAUGAAAAAUAGUUUUCAAGGUUUAUUACAACAAAAUUUUGAAGGAAUAUUUGGCUUUGAUAAAUCAGAAAAUCAAAAAGAAAAUGCUAAAAAUGUUUUGGUAUCUGAAAUAAUUAAUAAUAGUGAUAAUAGUAAGAUAACAGAUUGGGUUCCAAUAAACAGUCAAGCUCUUGUUUUUAAUUCUUCGAGUAAUAUGUUGGUUAAUUCUCAUGAACUUACUGCGAGUGAAUUGGAUAUGACAAUUGAAGAAUGGAUAAAAUUUAUAACUCGGAAACAAGUUGAAAAGUUAGAGAUUGAGUGUCAAAGAAUGAUUUCUGUUUUAAAAAAAGAAGGAGAAAGAGCAAAGCAAGCUAUUUUGGGCAUCCGUGAAUCAUAA
Messenger RNA from Pneumocystis jirovecii RU7, 2088 nucleotides. RefSeq lists its product as uncharacterized. The transcript is spliced from 4 exons. NCBI's taxonomy places the organism in Eukaryota, Fungi, Ascomycota, Pneumocystomycetes, Pneumocystales, Pneumocystaceae. The record is from RefSeq and is a predicted model, not a curated record. Bases 1 to 2088 code for a protein of 695 amino acids.